This is a messenger RNA of Monoraphidium neglectum, 390 nucleotides long. RefSeq lists its product as hypothetical. The record is from RefSeq and is a predicted model, not a curated record. The coding region runs from base 1 to 390 and encodes 129 amino acids. Lineage: Eukaryota; Viridiplantae; Chlorophyta; Chlorophyceae; Sphaeropleales; Selenastraceae. Gene Ontology annotation, molecular function: actin binding. The transcript is spliced from 5 exons.
AUGGAUAAGGUUUUGGCUGAUAUCGCGUCUGCUCCCAAGAGCCUCAAGCAUGUUGAGGUGGAGCACGACGCUUCCAAGCCCGCCAUAGAGGAGGGGACUGGCGUCGGCAAAUGGGACAAGGACGCGCUGCUGCAGGGCAUCCAACACGGCGUGCCCUUGAAGCAUGUCGAGACGGUAGACAAGGCGGCGCCCAAGAUUGAGCCGCACGUGCACAUCGGCGCGAACCCGCACGCAAAGCUGAUGGCUGAGGUGCAGCAUGCGGCGGUGACCCGGGAGAUCAGGUCUGGCGGGGGGGAGGAGGUCAAGGCGCACCUGCACCACGUGGACGCGCCCCAGGUGGGGGGGCAGGGUGGGGGGAGGGGGCGGCUUGUCCAGGGCGCCUCCCUAUGA